AUGAAGCUCACAAGAUUUGCGCACCUAUGUGUCACUAUACACGCUGCAGCUGCGGCCAUCACACCAGGUAGCCUCAUAACAGUCACGGAGAAUGCAGACAAUACAAACGUGGCAGCCUGGUGGACUCCGCUUGAUGAGUUUGGCGGAUUCGAGUGGCUCGCGUACCUGCGAAACCCAACCUCAGGCUCCUUCUCCAACAACAACGUCAUGGUUGCCAGGCGAGACAUGACUUCUGGCGCAAUCAACCGCGACUGUCUGAAGAAGACAGCCUCUGGGGAUUGUGUUUUGUUCGCUGAUGAUGCGGGCCACAAUCAACCAAGUAUCGCUCUCGACGGUGAUGGCUUUGUCCAUGUCUUCACUUCAAUGCACAACAAUGCUUGGAGAUAUUAUCGGUCUGAUGAUCCGUAUAGCGCAAGCCUGGUCGACCAGAGUAGCACCAUGCCUGAUCAAAGUGUUCUCAUCACCUAUCCAGUGAUCAAAAGAGACGCUUCGGGUAACCUCUGGCUUGCUGUGCGCGGCGAUUCGGGAGAUGGUGUUGCCAGAGGCGGAUACCUUUACAAGUACGAGACGGCAAAGAAGACGUGGUCUCGUGUUACCAUCUGGGCCUAUCGAAAGGGUUAUUCGGUGUACCCAGACGACAUUCAGUUCUCAUCCGACGGGGAUGUUCAUUUGCAGUGGGAGUGGUCCAAGUACCCAGCUUCUGCCGGGCGACACGAGGGUAGCUAUCUCCGCUACAAGCCGUCUUCCGGAGAGUUCAAGACCGUCACAGGGGAUGUCGUCUCCGUGCCUGUUACUCAGUCUACCAGCAACGUGGUGUUUCAACCCCUCACCAACGGAGAAGCCUAUGGCGACAAUGGUGCUGCAGCACCACUCCUGCAAAGUGCCAAGCUGGCGAUCUAUGAGCAGCCCGCUGGCACUGUCCAUGUCCAACAUGCGUAUCGCUUCCAAAAUGUAACGGGAGGGCCAUGGCAGGUACGGCGAGCAGUCGGUGGUAGCGGAUCCCAGCCAUGGUCUCGGGAGAUUCUCUACGCCGACCAGGACACAAGUGCUGCCGUGGGAUUCACACACGACGGAACAACUGCCCGAAUCUACUACUGUCGAACUGGAGGCAGCACAUGGGUUCUCGAGAAGUCGGGUUCCACGCCGUGGGCAAACACUGAACUCGCCCCGGUCAAGGGAAAGGGCGUGCAGAGGCUUCAGGCGUUUAUGAGGCCAGAUGGCACUGAUAUUUUGUAUCUAGGGGCACCCACGAACGUGGAUGCCUCGACUGGCAGCGUGUAUCUGCUCUCGGUAAAGGGCAGGUAG
Clonostachys rhizophaga is the source of this 1305-nucleotide messenger RNA. NCBI's taxonomy places the organism in Eukaryota, Fungi, Ascomycota, Sordariomycetes, Hypocreales, Bionectriaceae. The record is from the annotation of a GenBank genome assembly.